Cajanus cajan (pigeon pea) is the source of this 1544-nucleotide messenger RNA. Its product is annotated as maltose excess protein 1, chloroplastic. Gene Ontology annotation, molecular function: maltose transmembrane transporter activity. Gene Ontology annotation, cellular component: chloroplast envelope. The record is from RefSeq and is a predicted model, not a curated record. Lineage: Eukaryota; Viridiplantae; Streptophyta; Magnoliopsida; Fabales; Fabaceae.
UUCCUUCUUGUCCGUUUCAUUUGGUUUCUGAAAUGAGAAUGCAUUUGCAAUCUUCCGUUAACACUUCAUCACACUCAUCAUGCUUCCCAUUUUCAACACCAUGGCCAACUCCUACCUCCUCGCACCUCCUCCACCUCGCUUCCAACACCACAACGCCAAUUUCCCACAAUUCAAAUACCUCCCUCGCCCACGCCACCACAAUCCCCUUUUCAUCUUCUCCUCCCAAUUCGCCUUUUCUCCACGCCCACCCAAUUUCGCUCAUCAUUCCGAGGGUUCAGUUGACGUUCGAGAAAGCCAAAGCUACCAGCAAUGGGAUUCCCUCACCGCCAACUUCUCUGCCGCCGCCAACAUUCCCUUUCUCUUGCUCCAAAUGCCGCAAAUCAUACUCAAUGCCAGAAACCUUCUCGCCGCAAACCUAACCGCACUCUCUGCUGUCCCCUGGCUCGGUAUGCUAACUAGUUUGCUUGGGAACUUGUCUCUGCUUUCCUACUUUGCCAAGAAGAGAGAAAAGGAAGCCAUGGUGGUGCAGACAUUGGGUGUGGUUUCCACCUACGUUGUCCUUGUUCAGCUAGCCUUGGCUGAAACCAUGCCCUUGCCUUACUUUUUGGCUACUUCGGUUGUUGUGGUCUCCGGCCUUGUUCUCAAUUUCUUGAAUUACUUUGGUUUACUCAAUGCUGGAAUCUUUGGCUUUUGGGAAGAUUUCAUCACGAUUGGGGGUUUAUCAGUGCUUCCCCAAAUAAUGUGGUCUACAUUUGUCCCCUAUAUACCUAACAGCAUCUUACCUGGGGCUGCUGCCUUUGUGAUUGCAGUCUUGGCUGUUACCAUGGCAAGAACUGGAAAACUGUCUGAGAAAGGUGUCAAAUUUGUUGGAGGAAUAUCUGGAUGGACAGCUACAUUACUCUUCAUGUGGAUGCCGGUUUCUCAAAUGUGGACAAAUUAUCUCAAUCCCGAGAACAUGAAAGGCUUGUCGGCUUUUACUAUGUUACUUGCCAUGCUUGGAAAUGGGCUUAUGCUUCCUCGUGCUCUCUUGAUUCGUGAUUUCAUGUGGUUCACUGGUUCAGCGUGGGCUACCUUUUUCUAUGGAUACGGAAAUAUUGCAUGCUUAUAUCUUUUAAACAUUAUCAGCAAGGAAUUCUUCUUAGCAGCAACUGUUGGUCUGGUUUCGUGGAUAGGAAUGGCUUUCUGGAAAGACAGUGCAGUACAUGGUUACAGCUCACCUUUGACUUCUAUACGUGACUUGGUUUUUGGAUCGUGAAGUUCAAGCCCUCGAUGCUGCACUGAAACUCAGUUACACGGUCAUUUCUGCUGAAAUAGUUAUGCAUGAUUGUCAUUGCCACUGCCACUACAGUGCGCAAUAUACUUCACUGGACUAAUACAGUACGGUGAAUCAUAAACUCGUCGUUAAUACCAUUCUUCUCCCUCAUGGGGUUGAAAAUGAGUAUGUCGUACCAAAUGCGCGUUUUAAGUGAUUUUCUCUUACAAGCUGUGAUAUAGGACUACAUUGGACUUUAAGGAUAUAAUUGUAAUGUAAUGUUCAAGGUGAA